Rotaria sordida is the source of this 294-nucleotide messenger RNA. The record is from the annotation of a GenBank genome assembly. Lineage: Eukaryota; Metazoa; Rotifera; Eurotatoria; Philodinida; Philodinidae.
AUGGCUUAUAGAAUAGAAACUCAAACAAUUGAAUUAUUCAACGAUUUUUCAAAUGAAUUAGAAAAAUCUUUGAGUACAGCAGCAAGAAAAGAACCAUUAUAUAAAACAAAUUAUUCAGCAUGCCAAUGUAUUGUUACUGAAUUUAUUAAAAUAAUUCGAUACACAUGGUUAUCAAAGAAAGAUUCAUCUCUUGAACAAAGUGUUUUCUUUAGUUUAAAUGGUUAUUCAACAUUAAAUAAAAUGAUUGAACUAACAGUGACACGUGAUAAGCCAGUACUUGCAUCUGAAAGAUAA